AUAUGUACACAUAUAUUUAUAUGUACAACUCAAUAUGAAUAGGAUUACACAAAACGAAACCAAAAAUUAUUAAUUAAAAAUAAAAAUAAAAAAACUGAACGCUAAUUAAUCGAAUUAAUAAUCAAGUGGAAAGCUAAUUCAAACUUAAUUUAUGCUAUCAGCAAAACAACAACAACAACAUAAACAACAUUUAGUCAACCGAACCAACAAUCACCAACAACAACAAAUAAAAUGAAUUGCGUCGCAAUACCGCCACCGGAAGAGAAACAACAGCCGAUACAGCAAAUUUUGCACAACGAACUGGUGUUGCCACCGCCGCACGCUACACCGGAUACCAGCGGCGGCAACCACAAUACUGGCAGCGGCAGCGCCUCGAAAACCCAAUCACUGCAGCGCACCACACACCUGUACUGUCGGUCGUUGGAGAAGGAGCGCGGUGAUCGACGCACCUCGUCGCGCGGUUUGGCUUCGUGUUUGCGCGGCGAACGCGAUGAGUUCGUCAGUGACUAUCGUGAAAUGCGUCCGCGUGCGCAACAAAUCGAUUUGCUGCCGACGGUUGUGAUGGGGCAGGGCGGUGGCAAUGGUGCUGGUGGCGCUGCUGGUGGUGGUGGUGGUGGCAACAAUGCAGGUGUGGAGUUGGGUAAUGGAGCCGAUGCGGGUAGCAGGUGUGAGUACAAAUCGAAAACCCUGCCACGCAUCCAUUUCGACACUUCCAUUAACGACACUUCGUUAAAUGAAGGUGAGUUUGUGGAUUUACUGCAGACAAGAGGUGGAAUUUUAGUCAGCGUAAGAAUGACAGCAGGUAUUUCGUAG
Molecule: messenger RNA, 813 nt
Organism: Anastrepha obliqua
Lineage: Eukaryota; Metazoa; Arthropoda; Insecta; Diptera; Tephritidae
Exons: 3
Coding region: 232-813 (193 amino acids)
Source: RefSeq, a predicted model, not a curated record